UGAAAAGCGACCUCAACAAAAUUUGAAAAGUUGAUUAUAGUUUAUUAGCUUUAAAAUACUCUUCUUCCAACCUCCAAAAAAAAAAAAAAGAAGAAGAAGAAAAAGAAAACCCCUUUCUUCUACCCGAAAAAAAAAUUAAAAAUAAAAAAAAUAAUUUUCGACCUUUUUGGUCCUUGACUGAGAAGCAAACCAAAACAAAUAUUAGAUAGAGAAGGUGGCAUUGGAUAUGCAUUGUAGGCGUAUUAAUUGUUAGUGAUCGCUUUUUCUUUUCUUUUUUUUUUAUUUGGCUGAAAAUUUUUUUACAAAACCAAAGCCAAAAGAAAAAAAAAAAAAAAAAAGGAAAAAGCAAGAGAAGAAAGAAAAAAAAAGAGGAAGUGGGAAAUUUGGAAUCUUUGGGGAAAUGAUAUUAAGGGUCGGGAUUAGAGAUAGGUUGUGAGGAAUUUUCAUCGUCAUCGGUUUGCUUAUAUGACCGCAAAAAAUGGGUAAGAAACAGAAACAGAAACAGAAACAGUCGUUUCGGAGUAAAGCUGCCCACUUUGUCUCCGAUCUCACCACUGUUUUCCUCAACCCCAUUUCUGACAAAUCCUCCAAGCCUUCUCCACCAAAUUCUCCUCCUCCUUCAUCACCCGAAGAUGAGACCGAGUCAAAACGAGGUCAACUUGAGUUCACUGGUGAAGAGAAAUCCGAGGAAUUAGUUGACGGUCCAGAUACUUCUUCCUUCUCUGCAUUUCUAUACUCGCUAUUGUCAUCUGCAGAGUCCGAAGAGAAUCCGAACUCAGAUGACCAAGUUGAUGAGAAAGUGGAUGAAGGUAAUACACCAUCUAAAUCUGCAAUGAAAGAGAAUGGUGGAAGGAGAAGCAUAUUUUCCAGGGGAAAGCAAACUCUUUCUAGGGCAGUGUACCAAGCUGCAAGAAUUAGUGUGUAUCGGAAUCAUGAUCAUAGGGCUGAUUUGGACUUGAAAAUUGAUGGAGACAAUGUCGAUGAUGAUAAACUUGCUGGAGUUGAAAUGGGGCAUAUGCCACGUAUCCAUAAAGUCCAAGGACCAGAUGCUUUGAUUUUGAAUCAUCUACCAGAUGUUUCUGAGCCUUCCUUCCUUCUCUCGGAGCAUACAAGAACUGCUCUUUAUGCAUCACUUCCAGCACUUGUUCAGGGAAGGAGAUGGAUGUUACUAUACAGUACAUGGAGGCAUGGCAUUUCACUUUCAACGCUCUACAGAAGGAGCAUGCUUUGGCCCGGCCCUAGCCUGCUGGUUGUUGGGGACCGCAAAGGUGCAGUUUUUGGUGGCUUGAUUGAGGCACCCCUAAGACCAACGAACAAGAAAAAAUAUCAGGGAUCAAAUGAAACAUUUGUUUUCACAGAUAGACCUGGACAUCCUGUUAUAUUUCACCCUACAGGUGCAAAUCGCUAUUUCACUUUGUGCUCACUCGACUUUCUAGCAAUUGGUGGUGGUGGUCACUUCGCGUUAUAUUUGGACAAUGAUUUGCUAAACGGGUCAAGUUCAGUCUCCGAAACCUAUGGAAACCCUUGUCUUGCAAACUCGGAAGACUUUGAGGUGAAAGAAGUUGAGUUGUGGGGUUUUGUGUACCCUUCAAAAUACGAUGAGAUACUUGCUUUAAGCCGCAUGGAAGCGCCUGGUAUAUGCCGGUGGUGAAUGCUCUCACGACUGACGUUUCCACUUUUCCACUUUGAUGAUUGUUGCGACCAUCACCUUGCAACUCUGGCAGCUGAAACGUUACUAUGAAUUGGUGGAUGCUUGAUGAUGCUGACAAAAUAAUGAAUGAAAACUGGUUUUUGUGCAUAUCGACGGCUUGUUAAAGCUAUGACCACUCUGUAAAUAUUACAAAGAUCUUAUACCAUGUUUUGUACAGACGAUAUUGGUUUUGACUUUUGUAGAAUGUAUACCGGUUAAUAAUAGUUUUUUACAUGGAACUUUGCAAACGUAA
Morus notabilis is the source of this 1943-nucleotide messenger RNA. RefSeq lists its product as uncharacterized. NCBI's taxonomy places the organism in Eukaryota, Viridiplantae, Streptophyta, Magnoliopsida, Rosales, Moraceae. The record is from RefSeq and is a predicted model, not a curated record. The transcript is spliced from 8 exons. Bases 479 to 1651 code for a protein of 390 amino acids.